ACUGGAAGUCCUGGAAGUUCAGGUUCCACAAGUAGCCCAGACACCCAAAACAGUCCAAAUACCAUAACUAUCACUGGAAGUCCUGGAAGCUCAGGUACCACAAGUAGCCCAGACACCCAAAACAGUCCAAAUACCAUAACUAGCACUGGAGGUCUUGGAAGCUCAAGUACCACAAGUAGCCCAAGCACCCCUAACAGUCCAAAUACUAUCACUGGCACUGGAAAUCCUGGAAGCACAGUCACCGCCAGCAGCCCUGGAAAUCCUGGAAGCUCAGGUACCACAAGUAGCCCAGACACCCAAAACAGUCCAAAUACCAUAACUAGCACUGGAAGUCCUGGAAGCUCAGGUACCACAAGUAGCCCAAACACCCAAAACAGUCCAAAUACCAUAACUAGCACUGGAAGUCCUGGAAGUUCAGGUUCCACAAGUAGCCCAGACACCCAAAACAGUCCAAAUACCAUAACUAGCACUGGAAGUCCUGGAAGCUCAGGUACCACAAGUAGCCCAAACACCCAAAACAGUCCAAAUACCAUAACUAUCACUGGAAGUCCUGGAAGCUCAGGUACCACAAGUAGCCCAGACACCCCUAACAGUCCAAAUACCAUAACUAGCACUGGAAGUCCUGGAAGUUCAGGUUCCACAAGUAGCCCAGACACCCAAAACAGUCCAAAUACCAUAACUAUCACUGGAAGUCCUGGAAGCUCAGGUACCACAAGUAGCCCAGACACCCAAAACAGUCCAAAUACCAUAACUAGCACUGGAGGUCUUGGAAGCUCAAGUACCACAAGUAGCCCAAGCACCCCUAACAGUCCAAAUACUAUCACUGGCACUGGAAAUCCUGGAAGCACAGUCACCGCCAGCAGCCCUGGAAAUCCUGGAAGCUCAGGUACCACAAGUAGCCCAGACACCCAAAACAGUCCAAAUACCAUAACUAGCACUGGAAGUCCUGGAAGCUCAGGUACCACAAGUAGCCCAGACACCCAAAACAGUCCAAAUACCAUAACUAGCACUGGAGGUCCUGGAAGCUCAAGUACCACAAGUAGCCCAGACACCACUAACAGUCCAAAUACCAUAACUAGCACUGGAAGUCCUGGAAGUUCAGGUUCCACAAGUAGCCCAGACACCCAAAACAGUCCAAAUACCAUAACUAGCACUGGAGGUCUUGGAAGCUCAAGUACCACAAGUAGCCCAAGCACCCCUAACAGUCCAAAUACUAUCACUGGCACUGGAAAUCCUGGAAGCAUAGUCACCACCAGCAGCCCUGGAAAUCCUGGAAGCUCAGGUACCACAAGUAGCCCAGGCACCCCUACCAGUUCAAAUACCAUCACUAGCACUGAAAGUUCUGGAAGCUCAAGUACCACAAGUAGCCCAAGCACCCCUAACAGUCCAAAUACUAUCACUGGCACUGGAAAUCCUGGAAGCAUAGUCACCGCCAGCAGCUCUGGAACUCCCGGAAGCUCAGGUACCACAAGUAGCCCAGGCACCCCUACCAGUUCAAAUACCAUCACUAGCCCUGGCAGCCCUGGGAUCACAGCCACCACCAGUAUCCCUGGAACUCCUGGAAGUUCAGGCACCACAAGUAGCCCAGGCAUCCCUCCCAGCUCAAAUACAAUCACAAGCUCUGGAACUCUUGGAAGCCCAGGUACCACAAUUAGCCUAGGCACCCCUAUCAGCCCAAAUACCAUCACCAGCCAAGGCACCCCUGGGAGUUCAGGCCCCAGCAAUAGCCCUGGCACCACUGAGAGACCAGGCAUCACAAGCACCUCAGGCACCCCUGUAGGCUCAGGCACAACCGUCAACCCAGGUACCAUCACCAGCCCUGGAAACCUUGGGAGCCCAGUCACCACAGGCCCCACUGUCAUUUUAGUGGAUCCGGUACUACAAAGAGUCACAGAGACAGCAGUUGCAUCAGCCACAACAGCCACAGCAACAGCGGCAGCAGUGACAGGAGCAGCUGUGCUAGCAAUAGCAGCCGCUUCAGGUGAAAGUAUUCCUGAAAAUGCUGCAGAAAGAGUUGCAACAGCUGCAGAAACAGCAGCUGCUGCUUCAUCUUCUCUUAUAGCAGGCACAAUAACUGCAUCUGCAGCAGCACAAGCCGCAGAAGAUGCAGCAGAUGAGGCUCUAUUGGCUGUAAUAGCUGCGGGGCAAGUGGCAGAAAAUGCAACAGGAGCCUUGGCCCCUCUUGCAAGAACUUUAUUCAUAGCAGCAGCAAAUGCAGCAAUAGCAGCGAGAGCAGCUGCAGAGGCUGCAGUUUCAGCAGCCAACACUAUGGAAUCUGGAAUUACUACAGCUAAUGCACAAUUUGCCAUAGAAGCGGCAAGAAAUGCCAGCCAAGAGGCUGCAAUGGCUGCACAAACCCUCAGAGCAUUACUUACUUCAACAAGCCUGCCAUCAGGAACAGAGGACACUGUAAGACAAGUGUUGCUUUUAGCUGAAAAUGCUACUGAAUUAGCAAUUGACACAGCAAUGGCAAACUCACUGGCAUUGGACACAGCAGAGCAAGCUGUGGUCGCAGAAGCAGGAACUGAAGUUGCUCAAUUAUCUGCAACAGCAGCCGCAGUAAGAGCACAAAUUGCAGCAGCUUUAGUAAGAGAAUCCACAGGGGUGAUAUUAGAUGCUGUGAAUGACCUGGAUAUUAGCAUCACCGAUUCUACAAACAGCCCAGGUACCACAGACAACACAGGCCCAACUGGAAACUCAGGCACUAGCAGUAUUCCUGGCAACCCUGUGAGCCCAGAUCCCACCAGCAGCUUUAGUACCCCUGUAAGCUCAGGCACCACCAGCAUCCCUGGCACUUCCAGCAGCCCUGGCACCCCUGGAAGCUCAGUCACCACCAGCAGCCUUCUCACCACAGGGAGCCCAGGCAUCAGCAGCAGCACAGGCUCCCCUGUUAGCUCAGGCACAACCGCCAACCCAGGUACCAUCACCAGCCCUGGCACCCUUGAUAGCGCAGUCACCACAGACCCCACAGUCGUUUUAGUGGAUCCGGUACUACAAAGAGUCACAGAGACAGCAGUUGCAUCAGCCACAACAGCCACAGCAACAGCGGCAGCAGUGACAGGAGCAGCUGUGCUAGCAAUAGCAGCCGCUUCAGGUGAAAGUAUUGCUGAAAAUGCUGCAGAAAGAGUUGCAACAGCUGCAGAAACAGCAGCUGCUGCUUCGUCUUCUCUUAUAGCAGGCACAAUAACUGCAUCUGCAGCAGCACAAGCCGCAGAAGAUGCAGCAGAUGAGGCUCUAUUGGCUGCAAUAGCUGCGGGGCAAGUGGCAGAAAAUGCAACAGGAGCCUUGGCCCCUCUUGCAAGAACUUUAUUCUUAGCAGCAGCAAAUGCAGCAAUAGCAGCGAGAGCAGCUGCAGAGGCUGCAGUUUCAGCAGCCAACACUAUGGAAACUGGAAUUACUACAGCUAAUGCACAAUUUGCCAUAGAAGCGGCAAGAAAUGCCAGCCAAGAGGCUGCAAUGGCUGCACAAACCCUCAGAGCAUUACUUACUUCAACAAGCCUGCCAUCAGGAACAGAGGACACUGUAAGACAAGUGUUGCUUUUAGCUCAAAAUGCUACUGAAUUAGCAAUUGACACAGCAAUGGAAAAUUCACUGGCACUGGACACAGCAGAGCAAGCUGUGGUCACAGAAGCAGGACCUGAAGUUGCUCAAUUAUCUGCAACAGCAGCCGCAGUAAGAGUACAAAUUGCAGCAGCUUUAGUAAGAGAAACCACAGGGGUGAUAUUAGAUGCUGUGAAUGACCUGGAUAUUAGCAUCACCGAUUCUACAAACAGCCCAGGUACCACAGACAACACAGGCCCAACUGGAAACUCAGGCACUAGCAGUAUUCCUGGCAACCCUGUGAGCCCAGAUCCCACCAGCAGCUUUAGUACCCCUGUAAGCUCAGGCACCACCAGCAUCCCUGGCACUUCCAGCAGCCCUGGCACCCCUGGAAGCUCAGUCACCACCAGCAGCCUUCUCACCACAGGGAGCCCAGGCAUCAGCAGCAGCACAGGCUCCCCUGUUAGCUCAGGCACAACCGCCAACCCAGGUACCAUCACCAGCCCUGGCACCCUUGAUAGCGCAGUCACCACAGACCCCACAGUCGUUUUAGUGGAUCCGGUACUACAAAGAGUCACAGAGACAGCAGUUGCAUCAGCCACAACAGCCACAGCAACAGCGGCAGCAGUGACAGGAGCAGCUGUGGUAGCAUUAGCAGCCGCUUCAGGUGAAAUUAUUGCUGAAAAUGCUGCAGAAAGAGUUGCAACAGCUGCAGAAACAGCAGCUGCUGCUUCAUCUUCUCUUAUAGCAGGCACAAUAACUGCAUCUGCAGCAGCACAAGCCGCAGAAGAUGCAGCAGAUGAGGCUCUAUUGGCUGUAAUAGCUGCGGCGCAAGUGGCAACAAAUGCAACAGGAGCCUUGGCCCCUCUCGCAAGAACUUUAUUCUUAGCAGCAGCAAAUGCAGCAAUAGCAGCGAGAGCAGCUGCAGAGGCUGCAGUUUCAGCAGCCAACACUAUGGAAACUGGAAUUACUACAGCUAAUGCACAAUUUGCCAUAGAAGCUGCAAGAAAUGCCAGCCAAGAGGCUGCAAUGGCUGCACAAACCCUCAGAGCAUUACUUACUUCAACAAGCCUGCCAUCAGGAACAGAGGACACUGUAAGACAGGUGUUGCUUUUAGCUGAAAAUGCUACUGAAUUAGCAAUUGACACAGCAAUGGAAAAUUCACUGGCACUGGACACAGCAGAGCAAGCUGUGGUCACAGACGCAGGACCUGAGGUUGCUCAAUUAACUGCAACAGCAGCCUCAGUAAGAGUACAAAUUGCAGCAGCUUUAGUAAGAGAAUCCACAGGGGUGAUAUUAGAUGCUGUGAAUGCCCUGGAUAUUAGCAUCACCGAUUCUACAAACAGCCCAGGUACCACAGACAACACAGGCCCAACUGGAAACUCAGGCACUAGCAGUAUUCCUGGCAACCCUGUGAGCCCAGAUCCCACCAGCAGUUUUAGUACCCCUGUAAGCUCAGGCACCACCAGCAUCCCUGGCACCUCCAGCAGCCCUGGCACCUCUGGAAGCUCAGUCACCACCAGCAGCCUUCUCACCCCAGUGAGCCCAGGCAUCAGUAGCAGCACAGGCUCCCCUGUUAGCUCAGGCACAACCCCCAACCCAGGUACCAUCACCAGCCCUGGCACCCUUGAUAGCGCAGUCACCACAGACCCCACAGUCGUUUUAGGGGGUCCGGUACUACAAAGAGUCACAGAGACAGCAGUUGCAUCAGCCACAACAGCCACAGCAACAGCGGCAGCAGUGACAGGAGCAGCUGUGGUAGCAUUAGCAGCCGUUUCAGGUGAAUCUAUGGCUGAAAAUGCUGCAGAAAGAGUUGCAAUAGCUGCAGAAACAGCAGCUGCUGCUUCAUCUUCUCUUAUAGCAGGCACAAUAACUGCAUCUGCAGCAGCACAAGCCGCAGAAGAUGCAGCAAAUGAGGCUCUAUUGGCUGCAAUAGCUGCGGCGCAAGUGGCAACAAAUGCAACAGGAGCCUUGGCCCCUCUCGCAAGAACUUUAUUCUUAGCAGCAGCAAAUGCAGCAAUAGCAGCGAGAACAGCUGCAGAGGCUGCAGUUUCAGCAGCCAACACUAUGGAAUCUGGAAUUACUACAGCUAAUGCACAAUUUGCCAUAGAAGCUGCAAGAAAUGCCAACCAAGAGGCUGCGAUGGCUGCACAAACCCUCAGAGCAUUACUUACUUCAACAAGCCUGCCAUCAGGAACAGAGGACACUGUAAGACAAGUGUUGCUUUUAGCUGAAAAUGCUACUGAAUUAGCAAUUGACACAGCAAUGGCAAACUCACUGGCAUUGGACACAGCAGAGCAAGCUGUGGUCACAGAAGCAGGAAUUCUAGAUGCUGAAUUAUCCGCAGCAUUAGCCUCAGUAAGAGUACAAAUUGCAGCAGCUUUAAUAAGAGAAUCCACAGGGGUGGUAUUAGAUGCUGUGGAUGCCCUGCGUAUUAGCAUCACAGAUUCUACAAACAGCCCAGGUACGACAGACAACACAGGCCCAACUGGAAACACAGGCACUAGCAGUGUUCCUGGCAACCCUGUGAGCCCAGAUCCCACCAGCAGCUUUAGUACCCCUGGAAGCUCAGUCACCACCAGCAGCCUUCUCCCCCCAGGGAGCACAAGCAUCAUCAGCAACACAGGCUCCCCUGUUAGCCUAGGCACAACCGCCAACCCAGGUACCAUCACCAGCCCUGGUAACCUUGGAAGCCCAGUCACCACAGGCCCCACUGUCAUUGUUGUGGAUCCCACCAGCAGCUUUAGUACCCCUGUAGGCUCAGGCAUCACCAACAACCCUGGCAAUUCCAUCACCAGCCUUGGCAUCCCUGUAAGCUCAGACCCCACUAGUAACCCAAACACCUCCGUCAGACCAAAUACCAUCACCAGCUCUGGCUCAGUCAUCACAGGCACCCCAGUCAUUUUAGUGGAUCCGUUAGUACAAAGAGCCUCAGAUACAGCAGUUGCAGCAGCCACAACAGCCACAGCAGCAGCAGCAGCAGUGACAGGAGCAGCCGUUGUAGCAACAGCAGCUGCUUCAGGUGGUAGUGUUUUUGCUGCAAAUGCUGCAGAAAGUGUUGCAGCAGCUGCAAACACAGCAGCUGCUGCUUCAUCUUCUCUUUUAGAAGGCACAAUAAAUGCAUUCGCAGCAGUGCAAGCCGCGGAACUUGCAGCAGUUGAGGCUGAAUUGGCUGCAAUCGCUGCGGUGGAAGCGGCAGGAAAUGCAACAGGGGACAUGGCUUCUCUUGCAAGAAAUCUAUCUGUAGCAGCAGUAAAUGCAGCAGUUGCAGCGAGAGAAGCUGCAAAUUUAGCAGCUGAAGCAGCAAACCUUACAGAAUCUGGAAAUGUUACAGCUGAUGCACAAUUUGCCAUAGAGGCCGCAAGAAAUGCCAGCCAAGAGGCAGCAAUGGCUGCAGAAACCCUUAACGAAUUACUUAAUUCAACAAUCUUGCCAGCAGGAAUUGAGGACACUGCAAGACAAGCGUUGGUGUCAGCUGAAACUGCUGCUGUAUUGGCAAAUGACACAGCAGUACAGGCCUUGGUGGCACUGGACACAGCAGAACAAGGAUUGGCAGCAGAAGAAGGAAGUCAAAUCGCUCAAUUAGCUGCAGCAUUAGCCACAGAACAAGUACAAAAUGCAGUGGAUUCAGCAAGAGAAUCCGCAGCUGUGGUAUCAAAUGCUGCGGAUGCACUGUCCUCAAGCAAUGAAGACAUUUUCGAAGCUUCAGCAGCAAGCUCCUUAGCGGCUGCAGCAACAUCCCUUGCAGCCUCUGCAGCAGCAGCAACUGGUGCAGAUCUAUCGGAGGAAGUCAGUGAGGCCUUUCAAAGGGCAGAGGAAGCGUCUGAGGCAGCUAGAUUAGCGGCAGAUGGAGACACGGAUCCAGAAAGAGCUGCAGAGCUAGCUAGAAACGCCACAAGGGCUGCAGAAGAGGCAGCAGAUGCAGCAGAACGAGUGGCUGCUGCUGCACGUGAGGCAGCUGAAGCGGGAAGCGUUCAGGAAGAGCUUGCACUGGUAUCAUCAGCUGCGGCAAUGGCAGCCAGACAAGCAGCGAUGGCGGGCCCAGGCGAAGUUGACGAAGCUGCACAAGAAGUGUUGAGCGUAUCGAGGGAAGCUUCAGAACAAUUUUCAUCCCUCCUUAAUGAGGAUCCAUCCAGACUGACACCUGAAAUGCAGUCAGCGGUUCAGAAUGCAGAGCAGAUUGCUUUGUUGACAGAAGUUACAGGAGUAAUAGCAGAAACCGUCGACAAUGGCGUAGACGCACAAUCUGCUGCACAAGCCGCUGCACAAGCUGCUGGAAGAGCAGCAUCAAUAGCAAGAGCAGCAACAGACGAAACUCUUUCUGCUACAGAAUCGGUUAAUACUGCGCAACGAGCAGUGGUGGCUGGUCUGACAGCCUCGACGGCAGCAGCAACAGCAGUUGGUGCUGCUGCAGCGGCAACAACCGGGACAUCAGCCGUCCCUGCAUCCGGGAUUGCAUUGACGGCCGCCAGCGAAGCAGCGAGCGCCGCCACAUCACUGAGCGCGGGUGAAGAAACUUCUUUAGACUUUGCUGUCGUUGAAGCAAACGAAGCAGCUGGACUAGCUCAAGAUGCAGCUGAUGCUGCCACAACAGCAGCACAAACAACUGAAUCAUCUUUGGACCAGCAGCUGGCAGAAUUGGCUCAGGAUUCAGCCAGAAUAGCGGAGAGGGCAGCAAACGCUGCACAGAUGGCGGCCUCCGUCCCAGCAACAGCGCAAAUGAUAGCAGCUGCCCUGGUAGCUGCCACAGAAGUAGAAAGGGAUUCUGCAGAGCUCAGACAAGAGUUGGAGAAUUUACUGUCAAGUGCGUCACCAGAAACCCUCAGAGAGCGUGUUGCACUAACAAGCAUUCAAGCUGGGGCGGAUGUAGCGCAAUGCGUUGCGGAGUUCUCCAGAAUGGCGGCAGAGUCGGGUGUGACGUUGACCAUGACGCGGAGCAUCGCAGACGUUGAAGAAACGGAGUCUUAUGCCUCCGCGGCGGCAAAAUUGUCCAGGACCACGACGAAUAACACCAGGGGGUUGUUCGACAUCACGCUGCAAACAAAUGCUGCAAAUAUCAAGAAGUUCUCGUUCACCACAGCACUCGCUGCCGUGGUUACGGUGUUACUAUUAAGCGUGUCGUAAAUGAAGGACUUUUAAUUUCAUGAAGAAAACCAUUUUGUUCAUUCCUGUGUUAUAUUUGAUAAUUUAUAUGUGAAUGUAGGCGACAUAUUGCUUAUGUAAAUGUAUUUUGAUACUGAGGUAAUCCAAGGGAUUUUACUUUUUGAAUAAAUAAUCCAAUUAAUUUUUGCAUUAUUAUUGUUAUUAUUAUCAAGUCGUUUACUUUCAGGAGAUGUAUUUUGUGUUCAACCAGUGUUUGCUUCAAGAUAUAUAUUUGGCUAAAUAUUGCAAUUGUUUUGAUUUUAAAUGGACACAUGUCACUUUAAGAGUGUGCGGGCUGAUUGCUACAGCGGUGACAGAUGAAGAAACAUGUGGCUCGUUAAGCACAAUGGAGAGGAGCCUCGCAACUUUCUGAACAUGUUUUGGACAGGUCACUGGACAGUUUGCUGGAUGUCUAACCAGUAUGAAACGUGCAUCCUGUGGAAUGAAAAAAAACCCAACAAAUGUGUAAUUUUUUUUGUUUUUUUUUGUAAAAUAAAUACACAGCGCUGCAACUGACAACGCUGAGUGGCUUCAAACAAAGCAGUCUUUCUUAUUCGAUUUGCAGCGCGAGCAUACUUGUAAGUCGACGUAUGUUCUGGCAAACAAUGUGUGGGAAAUGAGAAUGUAAUUUGGUAAAAUGGUAAAUGGGUUAUUUUUCUACAUUUCUACUUCAAUCAUCAAUCAAUCAAAGUUUACUUAUAUGGCCCUUAAUCGCACAUUUCUCAAAAGGCUGCACAAGCCACAACAACAUCCUCGGCUCAGAUCCCACAUCAGGGCAAGAAAAAAACUCAACCCAAUGGGCACAAUGAGAAACCUCGGAGGGCACCGCAGAUGUGGGGACCCCCUCCCCUGGGCGACCGGUGCAAUGGAUGUUGAGUGGAUCUAGUUAAUAAUGUGAGAAUCCAGUUCAUAGUGGGGCCAUCUUGAAUGGAGACAACUGCAUCUCUGUCUGGACUGGAGCCUGCAGUGCCUCAGACUGGAAGUCUCUGCAGAGAGUGGUGAGGACGGCGGAACAGAUCAUCAGGACUCCUCUUCCUCCUAUCUAGGAAAUCGCAAAAAGCCGC
Nerophis lumbriciformis (worm pipefish) is the source of this 9746-nucleotide messenger RNA. RefSeq lists its product as uncharacterized. Lineage: Eukaryota; Metazoa; Chordata; Actinopteri; Syngnathiformes; Syngnathidae. Gene Ontology annotation, biological process: extracellular matrix organization. The record is from RefSeq and is a predicted model, not a curated record. Gene Ontology annotation, molecular function: extracellular matrix structural constituent conferring tensile strength.